AUGAAAGAGGCUAAUCCAUCGUUUUUGCCUCUAGCAUCUGUUCUUCAGGAUGACACACCUUCGCUACCCGACGCUUCCAAACUCAUCGAUGGUGACACUGAAGAAUUCAUUCGGGUAACAAAAACAACACAACCAGCCGUCAUUGCCGAUGUCAUAAAGCAACGUUCCCCGAGUGUGAUUGCAGCACUAAAAUUGACCAUCAAAGAUGAAAUAGCCGCAGCUUGUCAAACGUUAUGCCGACGCUCCGAUGGCUCGGUUUUAUAUAGCAACAGCAACAGCUUCGAGACUUUGAAGGGAUUUGAUUUUGAUCGCGUUUGGACAGAAAUGAAAAGUAUUGUGCCUUUUUUCAUAGAGAUCAUGAAUGCCGUGUCUGGAAAGAACUUAGGAAUGGAAAACACAGAGCUUGAUGUGCGUGUCAAGUUCUGCUUUCUCUACUCGGUUGUUAUGAACGAAAGAUGGCAUGAGCUGAGUCUGUUGAAACGCUUUUUUUUAAGAAAAAAAUUUUCAUAGCCCACCCCCCCUCCCCCCCGUACUUUAUGACUGGUCCCCAGGCCCGUAGCAGGGGGAGGGGCAGGGGGGGCUCGAGCCCCCCCAGAAAUUUUCAGACUUGAAUUAAAUUCUGCUACAAAAGUGGAAUUUUUCUACUAAAAUGGACAGCUGUCAAUGGAAGCUAAAGUUUCAAAGUAUUGUUGAUCAUAGUAAGAUUAUGUACUGUUGUUCUUCUGUGCAAUUUGGAAUUGUGUAAAUGAACGAAAUCGUAUUUUUGCUCUGCCAACCAAUGCCUUUAGUGAAAGAUCGUUUUCAGCUUUAAAGCGGGUGAAGACGUAUUUGCGCUCAACAACGGGAGACUCUACACUGAACCACCUCAUGAUGUUGCAUGUUCACAAGGACAGAACAGAUGCUCUGACCCUUCACUUGUAGACGUAGCUAAUGACUUCGUUGGGGAGAAAGAAAACCGACAGUAAUUGUUUGGCAAAUUUUCCGCGAACGAUAUCCCAAAAAAGUUCUCUAUUUCGUCAAAGUCAACACAAAAGGAAAAUUAGAGACAAGAACAAAAGGUAUUAUAGACAAAUGUAGUGAUCUGACAUGUACCAAGAAGUAUGCUUUAACCGAGGGGCCGAAGCGGGGGGGGGUGAGUUAAUGUGGGCCUCUCGCUCAGCCCCCCCGGUCAUUUUGUGCUUGCUACGGGCCUGGUCCCUUAACACAAUAGUUACCAAGAAGGUUUGUACUGUUUUUGUGUAGUUGUACAGGUUCAAGUGGAGGUCUUGCUCUUUGCUACCCAAUUUUGAAAGACGGCACAAUUUUUGAGACUUUGUAAACAUCCAGAAUGAAAACCCAAAACACACACCAAUUGUAUUAUUUGUGUAAAAACAGAAAGCAUGAAAUUCUUUAUCUAGAAUGUUUAUAAUUCUGUUUUAUGGAAGAUGUGAGACGAAAGCACACUUACCACAUUUUAAGUAGAUAUAAGCUUAUUAUGUUUGAGUUUGAUUUUUCAAUCUUACAAGCUCAUCAAGUAUUGCAGCCGUUACUACUGGCAUGCACUCACUACCCUGCCAGCACCUCCCAUUCAAUCGAAUGCACUCCCCUGAUUUCCAAUUAUUAUUACUAGUUUACAUAAAUUACUGAUCUAUUUAAUACGUACAUUACCUGUGACAUUUCUUAUAUUUUAUUCAAAUCCACACUUCCUUGAAUAUUAAAGUAGAGGAAAAUAAGAACCUGAUGGAUGGAGUUCUGACAAGAUCAUAAAAUUUCAAACCAGUGCCGUGCAUUUUGUUAUGUGUUGCAUGAAGUUCAACGGUAAUUUGUUGCGUUGUACUUGAUUUGAUUUUAUGUGUCAGUGUAAGCUUUAAAGAUGCUAGACGUGUAUGUGAAGAUGGUUUUGUCUCUGUGUGGGAUUACCUUGUUUGUAACAUUUAAGUCUUUAGUCAUUCUAAUGAACUUCAAUGCCCAUUUCUAUGCAGCUUCAAGAACGAUUGAACAGACUUGGUGUUUGUCUAUCCCAUGGCAGACGAAAUGGUUUGCUU
Porites lobata is the source of this 2024-nucleotide messenger RNA. The record is from the annotation of a GenBank genome assembly. NCBI's taxonomy places the organism in Eukaryota, Metazoa, Cnidaria, Anthozoa, Scleractinia, Poritidae.